CACGCCUGGGACCUGCAGAUCAUCAGCACCUACCGGGAUCAUAUCAAGGGUGAGAGCAUCUACCAGAUGCUCUGCCAGGCCAUCACUGCCACCCGCACUGUCCAUGCCGUGCUGGGGACAGCUGAGUUCUUUGAGUUCGCCCUGAAGAACCCAUACACCGUCCAGCACACCGUCACCAUCGAGGUCGACCACCCAGAGCUCAGUGUCAUACUGGAUUCGAGGGAGUGGCGCCACUUCAAGGAGCUGACCAAGAGUGUUACGCCAGUGGAGGAGGAGAUGUUCCAUCUCCGUGAUGACCUCAAACCUCAGGUCUACCUGCGCCCCAGUGAGACUGUUCACAUCCCCUUCAAAUACCAGACCUUCUCUGCAGACCCUGCCGUUGUGGCAGCACAGGGUCCGGCCGGACUCGGCACCAGUGCCAAAGUGGAGACCCAGUCCCUCGGGAAGAACGGGACUGGGCGGACAAAGCUCAUUCAGGUUAGGGAGCUGGGCGAAACGCCGCUCGAGGGGCUGCAUGGGAGGAGCAGCAUCACUGGAAACCCCAUCUCUCUCCCGCCGCCCCUGGGGCAGGUCUCCUUCCAGGUGAGUGGGGGAAAGCCCAUCGCACUCCUGCGGGUGAAGGUAGAGCCACAGCCCCACGUGGUGGACCAGACCUUCCGCUUCUACCACCCAGAGCUCACCUUCCUGAAGAAAACCAUUCGGCUGCCUCCCUGGCACACCCUCCCUGGCACACCAGUGGGGGUACCAGCGGGGCAGCCCGAGAUGUUUGUUCGCUGCAGUGACCCUGACAUCAUCUGUGAAACCAAAGCCUUGCGGGGGCCGGGGGAGCCACAGGAUAUCUUCCUGAAAGUAGCUGGAGGACCAAGCCCGCAAAUCAAAAAGUUCUUUGUGGCCAUUUAUACGGACACCUGGCUGGCAGCACCUGUCCAGAUCUGGCAGUUCUACCUGCACUCCCUGCAGCGCCUGGACGUCAGCUGCACGGCCGGGCAGCUCACCCGGCUCUCCCUGCUGCUGCGCGGCACCGCG
This is a messenger RNA of Acanthisitta chloris (rifleman), 1026 nucleotides long. RefSeq names its product nephronophthisis 4 (gene NPHP4). The annotation marks the transcript as partial. NCBI's taxonomy places the organism in Eukaryota, Metazoa, Chordata, Aves, Passeriformes, Acanthisittidae. The record is from RefSeq and is a predicted model, not a curated record. Gene Ontology annotation, biological process: negative regulation of canonical Wnt signaling pathway; protein localization to ciliary transition zone. Gene Ontology annotation, cellular component: ciliary base; cytoskeleton; ciliary transition zone. The transcript is spliced from 6 exons.